Aspergillus chevalieri is the source of this 846-nucleotide messenger RNA. Its product is annotated as putative extracellular guanyl-specific ribonuclease. The record is from RefSeq and is a predicted model, not a curated record. NCBI's taxonomy places the organism in Eukaryota, Fungi, Ascomycota, Eurotiomycetes, Eurotiales, Aspergillaceae. The transcript is spliced from 2 exons. Gene Ontology annotation, molecular function: RNA binding; RNA nuclease activity. The coding region runs from base 1 to 846 and encodes 281 amino acids.
AUGGUUUGCAUCAUCAUCAUCAACAACAACAACAACAACAACAAUCAAUCAAUCAAUUGUCACAAGAACCGAAAGUUCUCUCAUCACUACAUUUCGAGAACCCCAUCAAUCAAAAUGCUCUUCAACAACAAGACCCUUUUCCUAUACGGCCUCAUUGCCGUCGCAUCCGCUUCCCCAGUCCCUCAAGCUGUAACCAAGGAAGAACUGAGCAACAUUGCCCAAGAAGUCACCAGCAGCAGCGCCAGCAUCACCACUACCCCUCCUACGCUCGACACCCGUGACCUCGAAACCCGCGGGAGCAAGAAGAAAGUCACAAGCUUCAACUGCAAUGGCGUCAAACUGGAAAAGAACGAUGUUGGCAGCGCGGUAGCGAAGAUGAAGGGUGCCAAGGAUAGGACUAUUGGCAACUAUCCGCACGAGUUCAAGAACGGCGAAAACACCUUUGCCGGGGUUAGCAAGAAGCUGCGUGAGUUCCCGAUUAUUCAGGGCGGAACGUUCAAUGGUGUUGGUCCUGGCCCAUACCGCGCUGUCACGGACUAUAAUAACGCCUUUGUUGGUGUUAUGUGGGAGAAGGCAGUCGGAGCUAAGAUGACGAAGUGCACCCCUGUGACUGAGACGACUACUGCUGCCCCCCAGAAGACAACUGCUGCUAAGAAGGACGAUAAGAAGGACGAUAAGAAGGAUGAUAAGAAGGACGAUAAGAAGGACGAUAAGAAGGACGAUAAGAAGGAUGAUAAGAAGGACGAUAAGAAGGACGAUAAGAAGGACGAUAAGAAGGACGAUAAGAAGGACGAUAAGAAGGACAGUAAGACCGGCAAGAGUGGAAAGUCUGGAAAGACGCACUAA